Prorocentrum cordatum is the source of this 6412-nucleotide messenger RNA. Lineage: Eukaryota; Dinophyceae; Prorocentrales; Prorocentraceae. The record is from the annotation of a GenBank genome assembly.
CAGGUGGCCCGCGGGGCUCCCCGACGUGGAGCUCCGCCUCGUCUUCUCCUUCGAGGGCGCCGGCGAGGCCGCGUCGGUGCCCUGCCGGCGCCGCAGCGCCUCCGAGGCGACCUGCGCCGCUCCGCCGGCGCACCCGGGGGAGGCCGUGGCGGCCCUGGCGCUGGACGCGACGAUCGACGGGGACACGAACAGGACGCAGGCGCUCGACGUGCAGUUCACGUACGUGCCGGUGCCAGAGGUUGUGGAGGUCGUGCCGCCGAUGGCGUCGACGAAGGGCGGCACGUGGGUGGAGGUCCGCGGUGGGCCGUUCGACGGCAGGGUGCAGUACUGGUGCGCGUGGCUCCCCGCCCUGCCGACGGCGCUCGCCGACCUGCCGGCGUUGGCGGCGCGGCCCGCGCGGCAGGUGGGAGGCGACGUGGUGCUGUGCGAGACACCGGCGGUCUUGGCGCCGGCCCGCGCGGUGCUGACCCUCGCCUCCGAUCCAGAGCUGGCCUUCUUCGCCCUGGGCCACUCCUCCUUCGACCUCUUCGAGGAGCUGCGCCUGGACGCCGUGGAGCCGCCCCGCUGCCUGGUCGACCAGAACAGCACGCUCCAGCUGAGGGGCAGCUUCCGGAACGACGAGGCCCUCGAGUGCGUGUUCCUCGAUACAGCGGCGCAGCGCGACGUUGGCGACGGCUCGGCGCCGCUGCACGCGGGCGCGGCGCGCACGCGGCUGGCACUGCUCGGGGGCGACCAGGCGCAGUGCGACUGCCCCGCCGCCGGCAACGUGGUCGGCGGCCAGGCCGUGCUGCGGCUGGCGGCGGGCGGUGUCGUCAACGGCGGCGCGCUGCUGGUGCGCUUCGAGAGGACGCCCGUGUCCCUGCACGCCUGGGGGAUCCCGGCUCCGCUCCGGCCCCUCAGCCCGCGGGAGCCCGAGUUCCAGAUGCUGCACGCCUCCGCCGGCGCGGGGGGCGGCGCCGUGCUGCCGCUCUUCGGCGGCGAGGGCGAGGGCGUUGGCCUGCCCGCCGGCGCCGCCUGCGCCGUGGGCUCCCAGGCGGGCGAGGUGCUGCCGGCCGCGCCCCGCAGCGCUGUGGAGGCGCUGCCGGGCCGCCUGCUGGGCGGUGCGCGCGCGGUGGGCGGCUGCCAGCUGCCCACGUUCCCGGCCCGCGCUGCGGGCGAGCAGGAGCUGCUCCUGUCGCCGGACGGCGUGCACUGGCGCUCGGCGGGCGUGGUGGACGUGGGCGCGUCGCCGCGCCUGCGCGCGCUGCAGGCGGCGGCCGGCCAGAGCGGCGGCGGUGCGGCGCUGCGGGUCGUCGGCGAGGGCUUCGUCGACGGCUGCCAGUGCGCCUUCGUCGGCGGUGGGGGCUGGGACCCCAUCGAGGCGCUUCGUCGCCCAGAGGGCCUCGCUCUGUCCGCGGCGGCCACCGUCAGCAGUGAGGCGGAGCUCCUGUGCAGCAUCCCUGGGAGCAUCGGCGCCGUCGGCAGCAGGAUCGCCGUGGCUGUCGUCUGCCUCCCAUCGCGCGCAUCCAGCAACGUGAUGUGGUGGUCUAUUCGGCCAGCUCCCACCCUGCUCUCCGCAGAGUCGCUGAGCGUCCACAGGGGCAUGAGGUCGCAGCACAUCCUGCUGCGCGGCAGCGGCUUCGCGGCGGCGGCGCCGAUUUCGUGCGCAUCGUCGCACGCGCCUGGCAUACGAUUCCCCGCUGCGGUGCUAAGCGACUCUCUAGCGUCGUGCGAGCUGCUGGACGGGCCCUCGCGAGCUCUGUCCAAGUGGUGGGUCGAGCCCGUGCCACUGCUGCUGUCCGUGGCGAACCGCUUUGGCGACUCCUCCGCGCGGGUGGCGCUGCGGAUCGACGAGCCCGCUGGCGUGGGGCACAUCGGGCCGAACGCCACGUAUGUCACGGGGGGGAGCAAGGCCUUGAUAGAGGGGCAGAGCUUGCCUCCAGGGAGCCUCUGGUGCCGCUUCGGCGACAUCCACGUGCCCGCCGUCGUCGACCCGUACAGCAGGCAGACGCGCGCGGAGUGCAAGGUGCCUCCGGCUGUGGAGCAGACGACGACGAUGCAGGUGGUGAGCACUGCGGAUCGCACCGCCUCGGACCUGCACGAGCUCACCUAUAGGCCCGUCGCCCAGGUGCACAGGGUGCUCCCCCGGCCGUACGCGCCCUUUGCAUACACCGGGGGCAGCAGGCAGCUGCGCGUGGACCUGGAGGGCAGCGGCUUCGAGGACUUCGCCGACUGCAAGGUGCGCUUCGGCGAGGUCGAGGCGCCAGACACGAAGGUGGUCUCGCCGACGCUGGUGGAGACCGUCCUGCCGAACAUGACGGGCAACGCGACGGUGCCCGUUCACAUCUUCUGCGCCGGCGUGCAGGCCACGCCGAAGCACACCCUACGCUUCCGCUUCGAGCACCUGCCCGAGGUGGACGGCGUCGACCCGAGCGAGGUGGAGGCGAGGGCCGGCCAGUGGGUCACGGUAUUCGGCCGCCACCUGGACGACCGCCCAGGGCGGGCCUGCCGCUUCGGCGCGAUGGUGGUGGGCGGCACUGGCGUGCGUCCGCUGGGCCCCCACGCCGUGCGGUGCCAGGUGCCGCUGUUCGACCAGGACGUGCAGCAGGUGCAGGUGAGCUUCGCCAGCGACGGCAUCCACUACUCCAGCGGCCACGCGAGCCUCGCCAUGGCCUCGCGGCCGCGCGUGCUGGCGGUGGCCCCCGCCGCGGCGUUCGUGGAGACCCUGACGCCGGUGACGGUGCUGGGCCACAACCUCGCCUCCGGCCUGCAGUGCCUCUUCGACGAGCGGGUGCGCGUGGAGCCGGCCGAGCUCAGCGCGGACCGCCUCAUCUGCGACAUGCCCGCCUCCUUCCAGCAGGUGGGUGGCUACGUGUCCUUCCGCGUGGUGCUGCCCUGGGACCACAGCCGCAGCCAGCCCAGCGUCGUGCAGGACCGCGCGUUCCGCAUCGCCCUGCGCCGCAGGCCCGAGUUCCAGACGGCGUUCCCCCUGUCGGGCACUGUUGCCGGCGGCACGCCCCUCACGCUGCGCGGCCGCCACCUCGACUUCGACGCCAGCGCGGCGUGCGUCUUCGGCGACAGCGACAGAUCUACACCGGCGGUGGUGGGCAGCACGGAGAUCAGGUGUCUGAGCAUCGGUCCACUCGACGGGCAGCCCCUGGUGGCCAACAUCUCUGUGCGCUACUUCGCUGCAGCGCCGUUCAACGAGGUCGUCACCGGGCUGCAGUUUCGCUUCGAGAGCGUGCCCGCCAUCGAGCACGUGCACCCCCCCGCGGUGUGGCUGGGCAAGCGGCUGGACGUCCACGGGGCCGACUUCGAGGUAUCUCUGCCGAUGCUGUGCCGCUUCUCCGCUGCUGGCGUCGCGCUGGAGGCCGCCGCGGUGGUCGAGUCCACCGGCUGGCUUGCGUGUGCCGUCCCGGCGACGAUGCCGACGGGCCGGGCCACCGUGAGCGUCACCGUGAACGCGGUCGAGUGGAGCGAAGAGCACCCCUUCCACAUCUACGGCGGCGAGGUCGCGCUCGUGGUCCCGGAGCCGCAGCACGUCAGCGGCUACGGGAACGAGACGGUGCGCAUGCGCCUCCCCGCCGCGCCGCCCCUCGCGCCGGGCUUUGGCGGGGGGCCCUGCGAGGACGACGAGUCCAGGAGGUGCCUGGCCCCCGCAGGCCAGGCGCCCGCGAGCUGCGCGGAGUACGCCGCCGCAGGCGCGUGCGGGCAGCUGCGCUACGACGUGUGCUGCCGCCGCACCUGUGGGCUGUGCGUCGACCAGCUCCUCGCCGCGUCGCCGCCGAACCUGGCGUGCGUGGUGGACGGCUACGACCUUCAGCCCUACGCGGCACUGCGGGCGGAGGGCGGGGAUCUGGUGUGGCAGUGUGCGCUGCCGCCGCUGGAGGAGGGCCACCACGCGCUGGAGCUCGCCCUGCUCUCGCAGGAGUUUGCCGCCCCGUACUCCUCGCCGGACCUCCCCGCGGACCCGCGGCCGCUGGUGCCGCUGGCCCGAGCUCUGGAGCAAGGGCCGCAACCUGCUCCGCACACCAGGCUCUACGAGUACAUCCCUCUCUACCUGACGGGCAGCACCCGCGCGCAGGAGAUCACCCGCGAGCACUACAUGGGCCACGACUACCACUGGGAGCUCUCCUUCGGCUGGACCAACAAGAGCUUCGGGGGGAGCAUCUUCCUACAUCAGCGGUUUCGGCUGGCACACCUACGUCUGAUCUACCCUCCGCCCGCGGCGCUCUCGGGCCGCUGCGGCGCAACAGUGCUUCGUCGGGAGGGCGCCCUGAAGACGCGCGACCUGCAGCAGGCGGUCACGUUCCUCCCCAAGAUGGUGCGCCUGCACGCCCAGCUGCUCAGGGACCUUGCGGACUCGGAAUGGAUCAGCAUCGAUACCACGCCCACGGCCACUACGAUCGUCGCAGCUCGGAAAGCGGGCAAGAUGUACGCAGAGGCGGCGCAGUCCCCCGAGGCGAAGCUGCGCACGCGCCACGACGACCAGUACACCAGGACGCAGUUCGCUAACGCGGACCAGAUCACACGGAAGAGCGUCAACCCAGACGGCCCUCAGGAGACUUGUCUCGACGCUCUGGGCGGCCGCCAGAAGAUGGGGACGGGCCACCUGGAAUCGAUGGCCCAGAAAAUGCCAGACAAGAACCGCCAGACCCACUACGGCCAGAAGGGCUGUCCCGACCCCUUCCCCGUGCAGGACCUGCUCGGCGCGAGCCUGGACGCGGCCGGCGGCGGGUGCCCCGAGGGGCCCUGGGCCAAGGCCGACGCCAGCUUCUCCCCGCCCUUCUGCGGCACCGCGCACCCGCUGGCAGCGGCGACCGGAGCGGUGGUGCUGGGCGAGGGUGCGGUGGUGUGCCAGGUGAAGCCGCUUCCACUCUUCGUCGAGGCCAACGGUACCACCAGGAGGAGGGAAAUGGAGCUCUCGCAGCCGCUUCUCCUCGGCCUCGGGGAGGGCGCGGACCCAACCGCGUGGUUCCACUCCGGCAUGGGCCUGACAUACGAGCACGACCUGGACUACCCGCUGGUGAGCGUGAGCCCCCAGCGCGGCCCUCUGGAGGGUGUCGACGUGGACCUGCGGACUCUGGGCAGCCUGCCCGCUCGCACGCGCUGCCUCUGCCAGUUCGGCGAGGCGCAGGUGCCCGCGACCUGCGUGGCGACCCUCAUGGUCGUUCGGUGCCGCGCGCCGCCGGUGGUGCAGGCGGGGCAGGUGGCGGUCAGGUUCUCGAUGGACGGUGGCGUCGCCUGGAGCGAGCCCCUGGGCUUCGAGUACUACGCCCACCCCACGUUCGGUGCCAUCCAGCCGCCGCUGGGCCUGCUGACGGGCGUGAACCGCGUGAGCCUGCACGGCGAGAAGUUCCCGACGUCGCCGGUGCCGUCCUUUUGCCGCUGGCAGGGCGUGCACAUCUCUGGGGCGGAGGUCCUCAGCUCGAGCGUCCUGCGCUGCGACGUCCCCGGGAAGUUCAAGUUCGAGCCGCUCGAGCAGGCCUUUGCCGACAUGCCCCUGAACCUGGAGGUCAGCUUCUCCGGGGACCCGCUCAUCUGGAUCCCGGUGGACCACGUACUGACCUUCACGCACCACGACGCGCCCGUGCGGGACUUGCAGAUGCUGGUCCUCUCCCCGCGGCUCGGGCUCGCGGCGGGCGGCACCAAUUUGAGAAUCAGCGGCUACAACUUCGUGAGCCCGCCGCCCAACGAGUCGCUCGCCUUCUGCAUCUUCGCUGGCAGGGCGUACUCGCAGAUGGCGGUGCAGAGCAGCCUGGAAGCCUCCUGCAAGGUGCCGGCCCUGGCGGACAUCGGGGACGGCAUGGCGUUUCCGGCGCACGUCACCGUCGACCUCACCUUCGACGGCGGGCAGACGUCGACGCGGCUGCAGAACGUCUAUACCUUCCUCGGGUCCUUCACGUUCACGGCGAUCUCACCGCAGCAGGGCUUGAGCACUGGCAGCACCGGCGUCGUGCUCUUCGGGGCGGGCUUCGUGGGCACGCCGAUGCUGUCCUGCCGUUUCGGGGACGGCGCGGAGGGCGCCGUCGCGGCGGCAUCCGUGAUCGACGGCGGGCUCAUCCAGUGCGCCUGCCCGGCGCUGCCCCCGGGCAACCGCAGCGUGUUCUACACCGUGGACGACCAGACCUUCUUGGACACGGGCCUCACCUUCGAGUCCACGGAGACGCCGGACCUCUCGAUACUCGAGCCUCCACGGGGCUCCCGUCUGGGCGGCACCCAGGUCUUCGUCACCAUGGACGGCCUGCGUUUCACCGCGACGCUGCAGUGCCGCUUCGGCUACGAGCUCGUGUUCGCGAAGCAGACCGACGCUGGCGACAUCUUUUGCUAUUCGCCUCCGUGCGAGGACGCAUUCUACAGCUCCGAGGAGCGGAGAGGGCGGGGAGCUAUGAGCGAGGCGAGGGUGAAGCUGGAGGUGGUGGGGCCUCUCUGA